AUGGCACCUACAAUCACUGCAGCAAUGACCAACUCUCAGGAGCAUCUGACUCUGACACACACAAGAUUUUUCUUUUUCUUUCUGCAGCUCAGAAAGCCUCAGGUGGAGAAGUUACGCAGAGAGCGAAUCAACAGCAGCAUUGAGCAGCUCAAGUCUCUCCUGGGUCCAGAGUUCCUCAAACAAGAGCCAGACUCCAAGCUGGAGAAAGCAGACAUCCUGGAGAUGACAGUUUGUGUCCUCAGACGACUGCAGCAGCAUCAGCUUAUGAACUCAGCAGCUGUCAACCAAGGAUUCUCCAGCUGUGUCCAAGAGACGACACACUUUCUGUCCAAACAGCAAGUGAACAUGAAGUCCCAGAGAAGACUGCUGAACCACUUCAACAAGCUGCAGCCUUCCUCUGAUAAGAACCUGAGAGAGGCUGACUUCUCUCCUCUGAGCUCCACAGUCCAGACCAGCAACACCAAAGAGAAGAGUCCAGUCAACAGCGCCCCCUGGAGGCCGUGGUAGACACCUAAAGACUGGAGUUACUACCAGAAAAACUGAGACGACCACAUUGGUCAAAGAAUACUGGACUGAAAUCUAUGAGAUUUAUGAUCAUUUAUUUUCCUAAUAAGAAAAGUUUAACUCUUGUCAUGCAUGUUGCAUGAUACAAAUCUAAUUGCUUCAAGCAAUUGUUAUAUAUCACUGUACUUUAUGUAUAGCUGGUAUAUGAUCUGGUUACAUUUGUAAUCCUUUAAUAUUAUUGAUCAUACUGAUGAAAAACAUUGACCUGUCCUAUUGAAGACAUAUUGUCAUCAAGGAUCUUCAUUUGAUAUUUCAUAGCUGAUCUGUUAUAAGACCUGCUCUUCUUUUUGCUCAGAAGGCAGUAUUUAGCUAUUUCCCUUUGUUUAAUAUGACAUUUCCAAAUGAUAUGAAGUAACAGUAUCUUAUCUAUUAUGAAAUACUGCAUCUCAUCAUGCAUGUUGCAUGAACCACAUUUAAUUGCAUCUGAUCUGUUGUAAGAUCUAAAUGUUUAUCCUUUCUUGGAAAGGUUUUCUGUAUGCCCCAAUUUUCUUGUGAAAGAAAGUUGAAGUAAUCAUUUACAGUUUUCAAGUGAUAUCAGCAUAUCUUUAUUUGCCGAGUCAGUUGACUUGAAUGAUCUGAAGAACAAUGUGAUCUGUUGUAAGAUCCAAUAUUGAUUUCUUUGUACACUAAGUAAGAAUGUUUUGAUACUUAAAAAUUCACAUGCUUCAGUGAGGACUGUGUCCUCAAAUACUGUGUUUUGUUUGUCUUUUAUAAAGACGGUUGUUCCUUCACUCUCUUUGAGUACAGUGUGUCUUGUGGAAUACUACAAGUUGUUGUUGUGAUGUAUCAUCACCUCUAGAGGGAGCUUUUAUACCUAAUGUGGCUCAUUUUGCCCGAUUCAAUAAACAAACUGCAAAUGGUAAA
Messenger RNA from Labrus bergylta (ballan wrasse), 1428 nucleotides. The record is from RefSeq and is a predicted model, not a curated record. NCBI's taxonomy places the organism in Eukaryota, Metazoa, Chordata, Actinopteri, Labriformes, Labridae.